AUGUGUACUGUGGAACAGAUUGCAGAUUGUGGAGAUAUUUUAAGUCUAGGGAGAUCACUGUUUAUUCCUGAAAAAGAAGAUAAAAAUUGGCUUUCCCAAUGCUACGUAUCUUUGUCAUCUUGUGGAAAUUUACUAGCUGUUGGAUUUAAAAAUCGUCUAUGUCUUUUAACUACUCAGUGGAUAAGCGCUAUUGAGUGUAACACAUUUAUAAUAUCUUGGAGUGGAACAUUGCCUGCGGAAAUAAGUGCGAUUUUAACAUUGCCUAUUUGCCCGUCACACCAAUCAUCACAGAAUGGACCAGAUUGGUUUUGUAUUAUAGUUGGUUGUCGUAAUGGAAAUAUUGCAUUUUACACUAACACUGGCCAUUUAUUAAUGCUUGAAAAACUAGAUGAUAAACCUGUUAUGAAGAUAUCAUGUCAUACUGGAACUUAUGGAACUCUACCAGAUGAUAUUCAUAUCCUUUUUCAAGGAUGUGUUUGUGUUUUAUCGGGGGCAAGUCUGUUUCAAACCUUACGCAAUGCUAAGGCACAAUUAGCUAGAGUUCAAGCAGGCAUUCAAGAUGAUUAUGUAGUUGACAACCGCAAUAUAAACAUCAGGAAAUGGUCAUUUUCCGAACAAGAGUCAAUCAAUGAUGCAUCAGUUGUUGGUCUUGAUUUGAAGAAUACUUUUGACCACUUUUUGGCUGCUUCAACUUAUGGCGGUUAUGAUACCUGGUACCGGUCUAUUCCCCCAGUCAACAGUUUGAUCUUAACAACUGGAACAGCACCAUACACUGGUUUUCAUUAUGCUCUUGAGGGGGGAACAACUCCACCCCUACAAGAUGUUGCAAGAGCAGUUGCAAACAAAAUUAAGUCGGCACUUCCUGGCUGGCUUGGUGGAGGGUCAACGGAGAGCAUUACCACAAAUUCGGAACCCGUCAUUCGAUCAGAGAUUUUAUCUAUGCGAAAUGGCAUAUUCGACGCUCAGCGUCAUGGAACAUUUGUAGCUAUAUCACCCGAUCGUCGUCUUGCAGCAUUAGCAGACAACUUAGGCCGGGUUGCAGUGCUCGAUGUUAAUACUGGAUAUAUAAUAAAGCUUUUCAAAGGCUACAGAGAUGCUCAGUGCGCCUUUGUUCAGAUUUUUGAUACAGAUAAUAAAAAGCCGCAACUUACCGUCGUUAAAGACAUUCGUAGAGCAAUAUUUCUAAUUAUUUACAAUCCUAAGAAAGGAACCGAUGAUGCUAGUAAUAUAAACUACAACGACAUCUCGCCAUGGUGGCAAGGCGUAAGAGACAUGCUCGUGGAGAUGCGAUGCCCUUUAAGAAGUAUGAUCGUGGCAAUGGCUUGCAAAGCUGUGGCGAGCUUGUUCGAAGGUGCUACGACCGAGAGAGAGGAUGCAUGGGAAUCGGUCACAAAGGAAAACGCAAAAUGGGGUAUACUCAUUGGCAAGUUAGAAGAUAUAUCAAUUCUCAGCAUCACUUUAAUGUUUAAAGGACAGUUCAACGGCAAAUCAUUGCCGAAGUUGCCGGUCGAGGAGUUUAAUAUUAAUUUAAAAUAUAUAUACACCAGGGGAAAGGGGUCUGUGACGGAGUUGAUAGCGAAAUGGCUUUGUAGCAUGGGUGUUCUGCCCGAGGCCAUAGUUGCAAAUGAAUUGAUCGAUAGAUCAUUGGAAAAUGAUGCACUUCCAGAUGAUGAUGAUGGCGGUGAAUCGGUCCAGUUAUUUUUGGAGAAUUCGAGGGUGUAUGUAAAUGAUAAUCAGAUAUUGUUCAAAUGGCUCUCCCUACUUCGCCGGCAGUUCCCGCUGAGCAAUGUUAUGAAAAGGGAUAUAAGUACGAAGACUUCUAGCAAAUUGUUAAGCCCUAGAAUGAAAUUCCUGACAAAAUUAAUUCGAUCUGCUGUUGAUACUAUUACGUGUGUGGAUAGUAAUGAAGCAAAUUUAAUUUACAACAACGACGAAUGCUCGCGCUGGAUGGAAAACAUUAGUAAUUUGGCCGAAUUAUGGAAUAUCGAGGAGAGUUUUGUAAAACAUCAAUAUGUCGUGGGAUUGUACCACAUGGGUUAUGAUGGACUGGCCGAGAGUGUGGUUGGGUCCGUCGCGGACCCCGAACUGCUGCUAGUACCCAUUGUAGCUAUUACUAUACAGAGGCUUAAGAGAAGUCUCGAGCGGUGUAAAAAUCAACCCGAGUGGAUCGUCACGGUACCGCCGCAAAUUUAUAAACGACUCCAGAAUACUACGUUGGACGUUUCAAUUCCAGCCAACCCCUCGUUGGCAAAAACAAUGAUUAUCAUACAAAGACUGCUAUCACAAGUUGACAAAAAAUCAUCGGUCGAGACAUCAGCAAACUUCCAGAAUAUAAAAUUAGCAGAACUAAUUGUGGAAACGUGUGAAGUUCUGAUCCGAAGAAAUUUAGCA
Molecule: messenger RNA, 2391 nt
Organism: Iphiclides podalirius (scarce swallowtail)
Lineage: Eukaryota; Metazoa; Arthropoda; Insecta; Lepidoptera; Papilionidae
Source: the annotation of a GenBank genome assembly